Molecule: messenger RNA, 426 nt
Organism: Paramecium tetraurelia
Lineage: Eukaryota; Ciliophora; Oligohymenophorea; Peniculida; Parameciidae
Exons: 2
Source: RefSeq, a predicted model, not a curated record
AUGCCUAAUCUUGGAUCGAAUUCCAUACCUUGGAAUUAGAAAACAGUGAAGAAAGACUUGCUGGAUAAGAAGCAUGGUAUGCAGUCUAAUCAGAAAUCUAUGAAACCUAAACUGCUGAAAGAGCUGCUUAAAAUGAAAUCGUUGAUAGACUCUAAGAACACAUCAGUGAGAAAUUAUCAACCACCGCCCAAUUCAUCAGCAAAAGAAAUUGAUUUAUUAAAAUAAAUAAAUUAUGAACAAUAGUUCUUUAUGCAUUUUAUUUUUUCAGUAAUCAAUAAUAUAAUUAAAUAGAUAUUAUCAAAUCCUUACUUAAAAUAAUAAAUCAAAUAAUUGAUUAUUAAAGGAUAAUUGAUGGUAGGCAGGUAAUUAAAUAAAAAUAAGAACUAAAAUAUAUCAAAAAUUUCUUUAAAAUUCAUCUAUUCUUGA